Messenger RNA from Metarhizium acridum CQMa 102, 1092 nucleotides. The record is from RefSeq and is a predicted model, not a curated record. NCBI's taxonomy places the organism in Eukaryota, Fungi, Ascomycota, Sordariomycetes, Hypocreales, Clavicipitaceae.
AUGCUUAAGCAAGAGCAACUAAACCGACGGUCAAGGAAAGCCACUUCUUGGUGCCAGCCGCCGAGUCUCCAGGCCGCGCCGUCCCUGGCGCCACAAGGGCCGUUUGAAGAUAUGACCAGUCACAACAUUGGGCACAACUAUGACCACGGUGUACACUCGCUCUACAUGACUCCCGAUGGACUACAACUCUCGCCCGAAGACAUCCAAUGGGCCACGGACAAAGGCGUUGCACCAAAAAUCCUAAUCAAUGGUGUCACAUGUUCAUCUCUAUUCCACGACCCUCAUGGCCUGUAUCACAAACUGCUUGGACACGAUGGUUUCGAUCCACACUGGCCAGAUCGUCAUUCACUCCCAUCCAAAGGCUUGAGAAGCACCGCCAGUCUCGAUGCUCCAUCCUCGACAGGCUCAACUCUUUCUCCCGUCCAAACAGAACAGGGUGAAGCGUUGAUCGGUCCACGUUCGCCCUGCCCAAGUCACCUGGGCAGAGAGAGUAGCAAAGAAGAUGCAGACGAGCAUACCAGGGAUAAUGUAGAAUCUGGGCUUAUCAACUACAAAAAGCUGAUUUGCCUAGCACCUCACUGCCAUCUUUCGUUCGCGUCUGGUACGGAUCUUCAAACGCAUAUUCAAGCUGUGCACACUCAUACAUGCAGUUGGGCUGGAUGCCCGCAGCCAAAUUUCGCCACCCGGAAAGAACUUGCUUGGCACGUUAAAGUUGAGCACUUACUCGUGUGCCCAGUGUUGGAGUGUUCCGACCAACCGUUCCAGAGCAGGCGUGAGUUGUUGUCCCAUAUUGCCGAAGAACAUCCAGAUUCUGGGAAGGACGCUGUCAAGGAAUGGGAACUGCCGUCGUACGCCACAGACAACAGAGAGACAAGCCCGAAAUUUAAUCACAAUAUCGAGUCGACGCCAACAAAGUCAACUAUAAAUGUUGACUCAGAAACCAAGGCAGCUGUGAAGGAUGUCAUGGUGGCGAGGGCCAAGAAGAAAUACCAAGACCGGCUUUGGACCAUCAUCGAAAAGAAAGCCCGAAAGAAUGCCGGUACGUUCAAAAUGACUUCCUUGUGCCCUCUGAAUUCGCCAUACGAUGCUUGA